Molecule: messenger RNA, 2452 nt
Organism: Ilex paraguariensis (yerba mate)
Lineage: Eukaryota; Viridiplantae; Streptophyta; Magnoliopsida; Aquifoliales; Aquifoliaceae
Source: the annotation of a GenBank genome assembly
AUGGCGUCGAAACGGAUCUUGAAGGAGCUCAAGGAUCUCCAGAAAGACCCUCCUACCUCUUGCAGCGCCGGCCCUGUGGCUGAAGAUAUGUUUCACUGGCAAGCUACAAUAAUGGGUCCACCAGAAAGUCCUUAUACCGGGGGAGUAUUUUUAGUGACUAUCCAUUUUCCCCCUGAUUAUCCUUUUAAACCUCCAAAGGUAUGGCAAGUUCAAAUAAUUUUGUUGCAAUUGUUGGUUUGGCCUCACGAUAUUAUGAUCUCUGUCGAUAUGAAGUUUCUUGGAUCACCAUUUUUGUUUUGGGUUAAAUUUCUGUUGCUGCACAUAAUUUGAUUAAGAGCUCUAGGCAGAUAUUUGAUGUACUUUAUUCUUACAAACAUUGAGAAAGGAAUUCUUUCAUUGCACUGGUGGGGCAUGUCCAAUAUUCAGAUCUCCCUGAUAGCUUGCGAUGUCUUAAUUUUAGAGUUGUCUAGGAGGCGUAAAACUGCUGUCAAUGGCACUAUCCCCAUUUGUCUGUUUAGUUCGAUGAAAUACACGUGAAAGAUUUUAAAGUUAUUCAUAUGUUCUUUCAUUUAUUAUUAAAUUUUUUGAAUAUAAUGUUAGACGAGGGGAGAAAUACUGUUAUGUUGAUGGGUAAUAGGUCGAAGGGAUAACUCAAGAACCUUUAUUUUUUGCAGUGCAAAAAAUGGUAGACUAGAUGUGGAUGACCCUACGCAGGCAAGUACCUCCUGUUUGGUGAGAAUCAACAAUAAGAUGGGCUUAGAUGGGUAACCACAGGCUCUUCCUCUAGCCUUGAGUCAUAGCUUGACCUUAGCCCUACCUAAGGCGAGUAGCACCGGUGACCCUUGUAGGAUUAGGGCCAUCAUGGGGCUAUAAUCUUUACACAAUUGAACCAGAAAAAAAAUAUACUCUUUACAUGAUUGUCCCCGAGACUCAAAACCGUGGCUACCUUAUCUCCUUGGAACUUUUACCCGUGAUGCUUUUUCCAUGAAAACCACAAUCCCUGGACCCUAAUGGUGGCUAAAGAACCUUCAAACUCCACAUAUAGAAGAACCUUUGAACUCUGAAGAAUUAGAAUCAAAAUUUAACAGUCAGUACAGUGAAAAGAAUUCGGAACUUUAAAGGCUUGGUGGGCCUCAAGAUAGAAUACCCUAUUCCUUGAGAACCAUGUUUUGUGGUAAAAUAUACUUCUCAGUUGCAUUAAAUGGGAACUUUAAAUGAUUUUAUUUUUUCUACUCAGAAGAGGGACCAAUGAAAUAAGUCUUUGCUCACUGUUUUUGCGGGCAUGAAAACAUGCAUACCUGCAUCUUAAAUCAAAGAAGUUGUGAAAAAGCUUAUAAGCAUUGUGAUGUGAUUAUCGGUUUAAUAGAACAUUGUACUCAAUAAACUACAUUUAAUGGCUUGGGUAGGUCUUUUCAGUUUGGGUAUAUAUUAAAAAAAAAAUUGAUAGUGCAGAUAUCUGUAUUUCGUGUACUGAAUAUUUGUUAUGGCUUAACGAUUUAGAACUGCACGAGUCUUCAAUUUGUUUGUGAUUGUAUCUUACAGGUUGCAUUCAGAACAAAGGUUUUUCAUCCAAACAUAAAUAGCAAUGGUAGUAUUUGCCUCGAUAUCUUGAAGGAGCAGUGGAGCCCUGCCCUAACUAUUUCCAAGGUUCUAUUUUUUCUUAGCUGCACAGCUUGUUUAUCACAUAAUGGCUGAUUAGAUUCUCUAUUUGUGAAGAAUGGAAAUAAGCCAUGCCCAAGUGAAUUAUAGGAUUGUUCAUCUGGAGUUUCAUUUGCCCAUAGCCCACAGGAAAGUUUUCUGAUGGCUGCCAUUCACAUGCCUAAUAUUGUCAUUUACAUGAUGAAUGAACCAGUUCAUAGCAAUUUUUUAGAUCAUAGAGGGCAUAACUUGAUAUUAACUUUUUACAUUUAUCAGAUUGGCUAAAAUCUAGUGGGUUUCCUGGCAUAGGCACAUUGCAUUAUGGUCCACAUCUCCUCCCCUCCCCUCCCUUUCUCGAUGUUGCAUUAUUUGAAAUGUACAUUUGGCUUAUAUUUCAAACAUUUUUUCAAGUGUCGUUGCAUGCCUGAUCACGAGAAAAGUGUUGGUAUAUCGCUGCACCAGUGUGGUGCCCAUGCCCAAAAUCUGGGUGACUAGAUUUUAGGCAGCUAGUUUGAAGGUUUUCUAUUAAAGAUCAUUCACUUUAUAUCUCAGUCAGGUGCCUUUAACAGGCCCUGAUUAGAUCUGAAUCCUCAAAGUGUAGGUCCACCGGACAGCCUAUGCCUAUCCAAUGGGAAAAAGGACCAUGGUCUGCAUCGCGAUCAUCUUAAUUUUUGGUAGCUUGCCUUAAUAAAAUGGCCAAAUUUUUUCAUAGUGCAGCUUUUGAAGUUGUGAAUGGUUCUUACCUCUAUUUUCAGGUGUUGCUUUCAAUCUGUUCUAUGCUAACGGAUCCAAACCCUGAUGACCCCCUGGUGCC